This is a messenger RNA of Aureococcus anophagefferens, 1512 nucleotides long. RefSeq lists its product as hypothetical. Lineage: Eukaryota; Pelagophyceae; Pelagomonadales; Pelagomonadaceae. The coding region runs from base 1 to 1512 and encodes 503 amino acids. The record is from RefSeq and is a predicted model, not a curated record. The transcript has a single exon.
AUGCAGCACCGCUGCCUCGCGGCAGCGCUCGUCGCUGCGUGCGCGCUCUGCGACGAAAGCCACCUGCGGCAAUAUGUCGAAGCGACCAUGCGCGAGGACCACAGCACCUGGUACGACGCGUCCACCGAGUCGUUCCCGUCGCGAGCGGUCGUGGGCGCGCGCCUGCGCGCCGCCAUCGCGCGGCGGAGGCUCGUCUACGGCGUCAUCGGCUACAGCAUCACCGUGGGCCGCGGCAACUACUUCAACCAGAGCUGGCCGGCCGCGCUCGAGCGCCGGCUCGCGCGCGCGCUGCCCGGCGUCGCCGUCGAGGUGCGCAACAUGGCCGUCGGCGCGAGCCCGCCCUACCCGACCUGCGCCUGCCUCGCGGAGACCGUGGGGUCUGACGUCGACGUCUUCGCCUGGGAGUUCGGGAUGACGGGCGGCAACGACGGCGAGGAGAAUCUGUUCCGGUCGUGCCUCCGCAAGGCGCUGGAGCUGCCGUCGCGGCCGGCCUUCGUGCUCAUCGACUCGCAGACGCGGCGCACGGACGUGCUGCGGCGGCUGGGCGCGCUGUCGACGGUCGUCAAUCUGCGGCGGGCGUUCCUCGCGUCGCACGAGGACGGCGACGGCGACCGCUGGGCGAAGCAGGGCAUGCCCGAGGGCUGCAAGGCCGCCAAGUGGCACCCGGGCGUCGGCUGGCACGAUCUGACGGCCGCCGCCCUGGCCUGGCACCACGCGACGGCCGUGCUCGCGGCCGACGACGGCGCGGCCGCGGCGCCGCGCGAGAUCCGCAAGGCCGGCAUGGGCAACGUGCUCCACGACGCCUGGACCUGCCGGACGUCCAUGCUCCCGCGCCACGACGCCGGCGCGGAUCUCGGAAGUAUCGUCGCCUCGCGCCUCAACGCCGCGUCGCUCGACGGCGGCUGGGCGGUCGCCAUGGCGCCGUCGGACCUCCUCGCGGCGCACCACAUGAACGAGGUCUGCGGCGCGGGCUACCCGGACCGCAAGCUCGUCCUCCUCGGCGCCGCGGCCUCGGGCCCUCUCGCGCUCGCGCUGCCGGCGGCGGCGACGCGCGCGCUCUUCUGCUCGCCGCCGUCGUCCGCGGAGUACAAGCGCCUCGCGCGCGUCGAGCAGCGCGACAAGCGCUUCGCGGCCCGCGCCGAGAACCCGGGCGAGCUGCGGCGCUACGGCUGGCAGGAGGACCUGCCGCUCAAAUACGCGUCGCUCCCGAGCCUCGCCUUCGAGGGCGACCUCGCCGUCGCCGCGGACGGCGAAGCACUCGCGCCCGCGGUCUCCUGCGCGUCCGCGUACCUGAGCGACGCGCUCUGCGUCGCCGUCGAGCUCCCCGAAGCGCCGGGCCCGCGCAACGUCACCCUGGCCGUCGCGGGCGGCUUCACGGAGAUCUCCCACGUCAUGUGGUCCGCGGACCGGGACGCACUGCCCCAGGACGCGCUCUGCAAGGCCGCGAACCGCUACGCGACCGGCGAGCAGCUCCCGCGGAAGAAGAAGCCCAAGAAGGGCGGGAAGGGGUAA